This is a messenger RNA of Schistocerca nitens (vagrant locust), 1422 nucleotides long. RefSeq names its product hemicentin-2-like. Gene Ontology annotation, cellular component: cell-cell junction. NCBI's taxonomy places the organism in Eukaryota, Metazoa, Arthropoda, Insecta, Orthoptera, Acrididae. The record is from RefSeq and is a predicted model, not a curated record. Gene Ontology annotation, molecular function: cell adhesion molecule binding. Gene Ontology annotation, biological process: cell-cell adhesion. The transcript is spliced from 6 exons. The coding region runs from base 1 to 1422 and encodes 473 amino acids.
AUGAUCUGGCCGAGCUGUGUAGAUGGACAUAUUGUUCCUGGUGGGUCUGGGAGUUGGACUGUGAGACGGUGCGGCCUGUGUGUGUGUGCAGAGCCUCCGCGGUCGCUGCGGCUGACGGUGGACGGGGAGCCGUGGAACGGCACGGAGCCGUGGCUGCAGCUGGAGGAGGGCGCGCGGCUGCGGCUGGGCUGCGAGCCGGAGGGCGGCGUGCCGGCGCCGCAGCUCACCUGGUGGCUGACGCCGGCGCCGCCGCCGGACCCCGAGGAGACGCCCCGGGGCGCCGUGCCGCUGAGCUCGGCGGCCGGCGGCGGCGCGCGCGUCGCCCUGCUCGACGCCGUGGGCCGGCAGCACCACAACGCCACCGUCUCCUGCCUCGCGCGCCACCAGGCGCUGCGCCGACCGUUGCGCGCCGACCUCACGCUGCACGUGCGCUACAGCCCGUCGUUCGCCAUCAGCCGGCUGCCCGACUUCGGGUUUCCUCUCCGCGAGGGCAUGGCCGUCUCGCUCAAGUGCGACGUGGACGCCAACCCUCCUUCAUCGCCCAAGUGGCUCAGAGACGGCGAGGAGCCGCCGGUGGCGCAGACUGGCGACGGCUUCCUGAACUUCAGUUACGUCCGGCGGGAGCACAGCGGCUGGUACAAGUGCACUAGCCGCGGCGCCAGCUCCAUCGGAUACUUCCUCAACGUCAGAGCGUCGGACCCAGCAGAGGAGGAUUCGCUGGGCGGCUCGACGCCGGCCCCGGGCAGUGCUGGCGGCGUGGCGCCGUCGCGGGGGUCGCUGGAGCGCCAGCUGGAGGUGCCCCUGGGCAGUACGGUGACGCUGCAGUGCCCGGGCGGCGGCGCCUCCUGCUGGAGCCGCCUGGGCAGCCCUCCAGAGCCUGUGGGCGCGGGGCCGGACCUCACCAUCGAGCGCGUGCUGUACCAGGAGGCGGGCGCCUACCGCUGCGAGCCCGCCUUGCACGACGCCAGUCACCUCACCGUCAACCUGUCCGUCAGGGGUGUGCCGGUGGUGUACCCGCCGUGGCGUAACGUGACAGCACCGGCCGGUCUGCCCGUGACGCUGGACGUGGAGUUCUGCGCCAACCCGGCCGCCGACCGCGCCCUCUGGCUGCUGCGCGGCGCCCUCCUCAGGCCGGGGGAGGCGGCACCCGGCGUCGUCGCACACAACGUCACGGAGGCCAAUUCGCCGCACUGCCAGUAUGCGUCGCUGACGCUGACGUCGGCGCAACCGGAGGACGCGGGCGAGUAUGUGUUCCUGGUGCGGUCGCCGCGCGGGCUGGCGGAGGGUGCCUUCUCGCUGCAGGUGACGCCCUCCGCGGCCGCCGCCCCCGCACCCGCCCCCACACCCUCGCCCGGCCUCAUCGCCUGCUGCGCCCUCUGGCUGGUUCCGGCGCUGGCCGCGGCGUUUCGACGACUCUCCUAA